AUGUCAGAAGUAUCAGACAGUGACGAUGAAGAAGAAGCACAACUCAGAUUAUCUCCAGUACAGCAACAUUAUCACCAGCUCAUCAGGCCUCUCCUUCCCAACAGGCCUUUCAAUUUCAGGGUAACCAAGCUGCCUCUCAUUCUCAAGAUUAUUCACCUUACCAUCCGACUCGCUACGUAUCUGGGUAUUCCUAGGCUUCUUGAUGCCUAUCCGAACCUGCAACCUAGAGAAUCUGAUCCUUCGGGUGAUGCAGAUAUGUCUCAGGACGAGGGAUCAGUUUACACAGAUGAGAUUGAUACGCUUGCUGAUCAUGAGGUCAGAGAGUUGAUUGUUGGUCCAAAUGCUCCAGUAUACGAUGGGACAAAAAACAGUGCCGUGGGUUUACUGUUUGCUUUGCUUCCUGUACUGGGUGGGACUUCUGGUGUCCUUCAAGGAGUGAUGUCCAUGACUAAAGUGUUGGUGUUGUUGAUUACAUUUUUGGCUGUUCUAACUAUAUUAUCUCGUACUUGUGUUCCUUGGUUACUUAAACUCAUGAUAAGCCUAUCAUCACAGACCAACGAACUAUAUCAGUUGGCAUCGGUUGCAUUCUGCUUGCUUGUAGCCUGGUGUAGUGACAAGCUGGGGCUAAGCGUAGAACUGGGUUUGUUUGCUGCUGGAGUGAUGAUAUCAACAACUGAUCUUGCUCAACAUACACUAGAUCAAGUUGAACCCAUUCGCAAUCUUUUUGCAGCUCUUUUCCUUGCCAGCAUUGGAAUGUUGAUCCAUGUUCAAUUUCUCUGGAACCAUGUGGAUAUAUUACUAGCAUAUGUUCUUCUGGUGAUCAUUGUAAAAACAAUUAUAAUCUCCGUUGUUGUCAACGGAUUUACCUACAACAACAAGACUUCACUUCUUGUAAGAUAUUGAUAGUCCACUAGUUAUGUUUGUGUUUGUGCGUGCACUAUUUUUUAGGGAAU
This is a messenger RNA of Juglans microcarpa x Juglans regia, 953 nucleotides long. Its product is annotated as K(+) efflux antiporter 6-like. Gene Ontology annotation, molecular function: potassium:proton antiporter activity. NCBI's taxonomy places the organism in Eukaryota, Viridiplantae, Streptophyta, Magnoliopsida, Fagales, Juglandaceae. The coding region runs from base 1 to 903 and encodes 300 amino acids. The record is from RefSeq and is a predicted model, not a curated record. Gene Ontology annotation, cellular component: membrane. Gene Ontology annotation, biological process: proton transmembrane transport; potassium ion transmembrane transport. The transcript has 7 exons.